AAAAAAGACGUAAAGUGUCUUCUCAAAAAGAUCCACCCACUUCGCUUCACCGCGAACUGUUCCAGUCUCUUUUUGAAGAAGUUUAAAAUUAUGUGGUCAACUAUUUUCUUUGUAUUUUCAACAUUUGUUUUAAUUGUGGAUUCAGGAAGUGUUGGAUUAUGCCGAACCGAGUGCAUUGAGCAAAAUUCUCGAAAAAUCGUUCGAGUACACUUGAAAGAUCAAUUGGUGAUGGCUGGAUUGUGCAAUAAUAACACACAACAAACUGGAUCAAUUGUCACACCAUACGUCUGUCACAGAAAUAUCGGAUUGUGGACUUUGGAUGAAUUGGACGAGGAAGGAACCGUCAAAUUUGAAACACUUUGCCCCACACCUGAACAGUAUCCUUUGGAGCUCCGUGCUACAUGCCCACGAGUUGAUGCCCAACACGAUGACACCCCGAAUGAAAUGGACAUUGACGAUUAUCCAAACUCUGGAGAUACCCCGCUAUCAGUGGUUUAAUAUUUCUAACAUUAUAUAACCAUUUAUUAUGUACUAUAUAUAGAAAGAAAAGGACAGAAAGAAGAAUAAAUAAUAAGAAUUCAAU
Molecule: messenger RNA, 583 nt
Organism: Caenorhabditis elegans
Lineage: Eukaryota; Metazoa; Nematoda; Chromadorea; Rhabditida; Rhabditidae
Gene: T26C5.4
Exons: 3
Coding region: 91-498 (135 amino acids)
Source: RefSeq, marked reviewed